Molecule: messenger RNA, 1038 nt
Organism: Colletotrichum gloeosporioides
Lineage: Eukaryota; Fungi; Ascomycota; Sordariomycetes; Glomerellales; Glomerellaceae
Product: Fatty acid hydroxylase vlmA
Exons: 1
Coding region: 1-1038 (345 amino acids)
Biological process (GO): ergosterol biosynthetic process
Molecular function (GO): iron ion binding; C-4 methylsterol oxidase activity
Source: RefSeq, a predicted model, not a curated record
AUGAGCGAGAGUAAAGAUCCUAUGAAAUCGACAUGGCGCCUUCGCGAUAGACGUCUAUGGAAAGCUCAUCAUUGGAUCAUUGAACGACUCGGCCUACAUCACGUGGACCUCGACAGGAAGGUUCCCAUCCACGAGAAGGGCGAUCCAGUUCCAUACGUUCCGCACUGGCAGUUCCAUCGGUGGAUUAUCGUACACGCCUGUGCACCGCUCAUCCUUCAUCAACUCUUUGUGUCCUACACGGGUUAUAAUUUGCAUCCUGUGGCGGCCUUCAUCUUCUACAGUGCUUUCAUCAAGCUCAUCGCUAUUCACCAAAUCAAUAUUAUGCGCGACCUCGGCCAUAUCCAUGGAUUUCUAGAUGGCGACAAGCACGAGCGCGACAGUGUACCGGACAGGAGCGUGAGGAAGGUCUUACGAUCAUUAAUUUCGACAUCGACAUUUCGGUCCAUGAUGGCCGUUAUCCUUGCGUACCGGAGCUAUGAGGCCCCAAACACCAUCAACUGGAAAAUGGUACCCCUCGAGGUCGGUCUGUAUGGGAUUAUCCUCGACUUUUGGUUCUACUGGUACCAUCGACUUAUGCAUGAGGUCGACUCUCUAUGGCAAUACCACCGAACACAUCAUUUGACGAAGCACCCAAAUCCUCUGUUGGCCCUGUUUGCAGAUUCCGAGCAAGAAUUUUGGGACAUCGCCGGCAUACCGCUGCUCACGUAUGCGACUCUCAAGCUAUUUGGCUUCCCCAUGGGGUUCUAUGAGUGGUGGCUGUGUCAGGAAUACGUCAUUUUCACCGAAUUGAGUGGACACAGUGGUCUACGUAUAUACGCGACAACUCCGUCGCCUUUUGCUUGGCUUCUCAGAUGGUUUAAUUGUGAUCUGUUACUAGAAGAUCACGACCUCCAUCACAGGAAGGGCUGGAAAAAGAGCGGCAACUAUGGCAAGCACACGAGGUUAUGGGACCGAGUGUUCGGAACUUGUAUGGAUCGCAUCGAAUGCCCCGAUGAGACGAUCGACUUUGACAACACGGUAGUUUUUCCACUUAUUUGA